AUGGAUGACGAUUUGACAGAAUAUCCAACACAUCGUGUACGUUUACAACAAUGUCAUAUUUGUGGACGACAAUUUAAUACCGAAUCAUUGAAAAAGCAUCAAGCUAUUUGUCGAAAAGUAACGAAUUCAAAACGAAAAGUAUUCGAUACUGGAAAACAACGAGCCGCAGGUUCUGAUGUACCAUACAAAGCAACAAAAAGAACAGCACAGAUAUAUACUGGUGAAGUUCGAGCUCAAGAUGAUAGAUCGAAAUCAAAAUCGAAAACUAAUUGGAGACAAAAACAUACACAAUUGAUUCAAUCAGUACGUGAAGCUCGAGCCGUUACACGUGCUAUGAAACAAGGAGGACCAUUACCAGCUUUUCGACCGAGUGAAGUUCCAUCAGAUUAUGUUAUGUGCCCUUAUUGUCAUCGUAAUUUUAAUGAACAUGCUGCUAAACGACAUAUGCCUUUUUGUCAGACGCAGUACGAACGAAAACAUGUACCAACUUCUAGACCUAAUCAACAAUUUGAUAGAGGACGAACUCUUCCUAUACAAAAUUCAUAUCCACAAAAACAACAAUCGUCUCAUUCAGGCAUGCGUUCAAAUCCUCAUGAUGUUUAUAAUAAUGGUUAUAAACAUAGUAAUUCAGCUCCUAUGAUAGUGCGACGAAAUCCAUCUGAAUUACAAAAACCACCACCCCCACCACCUCCACUACCACCACCACCACGUAAAACAACAGGUGGUAUUUGGGGAGGCUUUAGAAAAUUAUUUGGUAUGGGUUCUAAAGAAGAAGAACCAAUGCGUGCAGGUCAUCAUUAUACACCCGAAGAUGAAUAUGAUUAUGAACCGCCCGUUCGUCGACGCGGUCAACAACCGGUGCUUAUGCGUACAGGACGUACACAAGAGAAUACAAGUUUGAAUGUACGUGCUCGUCAAAAAAAUGAUGAAGCAAAUCCAUAUAUACGUCGAGGACCACCUCCACCAGCUCCUCCUCCUUCAUAUAGUCAAAUACGAAAUCAAUAUGGUAAUAGUCAACAUAAUUCCACAAGACCAACUGCUGUUGGACGCCCACCACCACCAUCUGCAAAGCGAUGUAAUGAAUGUGGUAGUAUCUUUAAUAAUGCAUCCGCUCAUUUCUGCGCUCAGUGUGGUUCCAGACGUUAA
Molecule: messenger RNA, 1146 nt
Organism: Rotaria sordida
Lineage: Eukaryota; Metazoa; Rotifera; Eurotatoria; Philodinida; Philodinidae
Source: the annotation of a GenBank genome assembly